AUGGAGGUCCCUUAUUCUGGACCUGGAGGGACCCAGAGUCAAAGAUGGAGCAAGGGCCAAGACAGAGGAACCAAGAGCAGACUCAGGGAUAAUGUGAAGAAGCUACACUGUGUGAGUCUUGGAGGAAACUUGGCCUCAGAGCAUAGUCAAGAUGAUCAUCAGUUUCUGAAGAAGCUCAAUGAAAAUGAUAAGCCAUUCUGGAUCGGAUUGGCAGACGUGCACAAGGAGGGCACAUGGCUAUGGUCCGAUGGUACAAGUGCAAGUUCUGAAGGGGACUUUUUAAAGUGGAAUCCUGGAGAGCCAAACAAUGCGGGCCAAGAGAACUGCGUGCACUCAAACUAUGGGGGCCAAGCAGACUGGAACGACAUUGAAUGUGAUUCAAGGUUUCAAUCCGUCUGUGCCAUGUGA
Messenger RNA from Conger conger (European conger), 408 nucleotides. RefSeq names its product lactose-binding lectin l-2-like. Lineage: Eukaryota; Metazoa; Chordata; Actinopteri; Anguilliformes; Congridae. The transcript has 4 exons. Bases 1 to 408 code for a protein of 135 amino acids. The record is from RefSeq and is a predicted model, not a curated record.